Messenger RNA from Chondrus crispus (carragheen), 447 nucleotides. RefSeq lists its product as hypothetical. NCBI's taxonomy places the organism in Eukaryota, Rhodophyta, Florideophyceae, Gigartinales, Gigartinaceae. The record is from RefSeq and is a predicted model, not a curated record. Bases 1 to 447 code for a protein of 148 amino acids. The transcript has a single exon.
AUGGCAAGGGUAUCAGAGAAAGCCCUUCGACCGCGAGAAUAUGUGUUCAACCGCCUCUCAGCCGAGCGGAUAGCACAACUCACGCCCGGCGUGCGAAAGUUGAUGAGGAAGGAGCGAGAGGCGGCGGCGCAAGCACGAGCGGCUGAAGCCGCCCGGGAGGCGUCAGAGGCCGCAAGACACGCAGAGAAUAUUAUCGCUGGCGUGCAAACGCCGGACCCCGAAAGUGAAGCGAUACGCGCGCUUGAGAAAGAGUUAGAGGAGCUUCGCGAGAAGAAGCGACGCCUUUAUGUGCAACUGAAGAAAAAACUUGAGAAGGAUGGGGCGCAUAAGGUGGAGAUGGACAUUACUAGUGAUACGGGAUCGCUUGCAAAACAAGAGAGUAUUUUAGAGAACCCCCCCAAGGAGGAUGGAUCGGGUCACGGGGCGGGGACACAGAAUGCCAAGUAA